CUGACAUCAAGAACUGAGCUGAUCUUUUGAAUAAAAUGAUGUGGAUUUUAAUUCUCCUCAUUUGUUCCAUUCCUGUUUCAUCAUUUCUGUGGACAAACACGAAAGUAACAGGAAUUGUGGGAAGAUCAAUCACAAUAAAUUGUCGAUACAACUCACCGUUCAAGCCCAACAUGAAAUACUGGUGUCUUGGAUGGACUAUACAAUGCUCAUAUUUAGUGAGAACAACUGAUCCAGGCGGACAGCGAGGAAGAAUAUCAAUCAAGGAUUACGAGGCACAAGGAGUAUUUGUUGUGACCAUGGAGGAUCUUCGCAGGGAAGAUGCAGGAUGGUACAGCUGUGGUAUUGAUAAACAAGAUAGUGAUCAAUUAUGUGCCGUAAAGCUUGAAGUAUCUGAUGAACCUGUGUCUGUCCCUGAAAUUAGAUUUUUAACACCAAAUAUCUGGUGCUUUGAGAAUCUAGUUUCUGUCUCCUGUGAGUCUGUCCAGGGAUCCUUUCCCAUUCGGUACACAUGGUAUGAAAGGAUCCGAUCUGUAGGUUCAAAGAUUUCUGAGAACAAUAUACUGGAUCUACAUUGUCAAUUAUUCAAACAGCAAGAUCAUCAAUAUUACUGCAUAGCCUCAAACACUCAGGGAGAACAAUACAGUGAAAUGGUUAAAGUGACAAUCGUCCACAGAUCAGAGAGGAACUGCAUUUUCCUGGCACAGAUUGGGAGCCGAGGUUCAGGUGUAGUGCCGGUGAAAAGUAAAGUAACAGGAGUUUUGGGAAGAGCGAUCACAAUAGACUGUCACUAUGACCAAUGGUUACGAUGGUCUGUGAAACUUUGGAUGCGCCAAUGCUCUGUUUUAGUAAAAUCAAGUGAACAUCAUGGACAACGAGGAAGGAUGUCGAUCACAGAUAACAUGACACAAAAUAAAUUUUCUGUUACUAUGGAGGAUCUUCGUUAUGAAGAUGCAGGAUGGUACAGCUGUGGUUUUGACCAAUCCAGCCUCAUUUCAGUGUCUGCUGUAGAGCUGCAAAUAUCUGAUGAACCAGUGUCUCUUCCUGAACUUAGAUUUUUAUCAUCUCCACCAAAUGCCUCAUGUUUUGGGAGCUCGGUGUCAAUCUCCUGUGAAUCUGUCCAGGGAUCCCUCCCCAUUCACUACACAUGGUAUGAAAGAACCCCAUCUGAAGCUUCAAAGAUCUCUAACACCAGUAAACUGGAUCUACAUUGUCAAUCCUUCACACAGAAACAUCAUCAAUAUUACUGCACAGCCUCAAAUACUCAAGGAGAAAAAUCCAGUGAAAUGGUUAAUGUGUCAGUCACACACAGACCAGGGGAGAACUGCAGUUAUGUGGCACAAAUCAGCACCAGUGGAGCUGAUGACUGUUAUGAAAUUUCAACAGUAUCAUCGACAACUACAAAUUCAAUCAUCAUGUCUCAACUUGAUAUAAGGUAAAGAUGGUGUAGGUGCUGGAACAGAUAAUGCUUUUGAGAAUCAGCAAAUGGUAGAAGCAGAAGAGAACAUUGUAUAUUCAAGUAUUCACAAUCAAAUCAGGUCAAGACAGAGUGAAGGAACUGUCCAUUUCAAGAAUACUACAAAUGGAGUCAUAUAUGCAGAUUUACACUUUCAAAAGAAGUCUUCAGCACGGAGUGGUGAGACAUCAAGUUGUUCAGCUAACAGGGGCAAUGCCCUGGUUCAGAGCCAGCUUCCAGAGGACAAUGUGGUCUCUUCAACAACAGAGAAUCCACCAGAAUCUGAAAUGGCAAUUUAUGCUAAUGUUAAAUGUUAAAAAAUCUAUUCAUGUGGAUUUGUGAUGAACAUUUCUUCUUCUUACUUUGCAAUUUAAUUUCAUCUGUGAAGCACAACCCUAUUUUGAGAAAUUCUUCAACAAUUUGUGUUGUUACCUCCAACUCAACUCCUAGUCCUCACACCGAAUGAUGCAGCAAGGACUGCCCUGACUAUAACCUGGCAGUGGGUUGGUGUCACAGUGAAUGCAAUUUUCAUUUUUCUUGAAGGCAAUGAAUGCCCUCCUCCAAGAGCAGACACUUCCAAGUUAAAUGCUCCCAUGGGCAUUUUGUAAGGAAAAUGAAUUUAUCUGCUUACAUGUGAGGACAGAUCCCAAAUUUGUCUUCAGACCAUUUGAUGCUGACUUCCAUAUUUACACUGGCCCUGGAAAAUGUUGAACUUACUGAGUAGGACACUCACCAACAGAAAGGUUCCCCUCUUGUGUAGAGAGCUGACUUCAUGAGAAGCAUCACAAGCAGAAUGCUACCAUCAAGUCAAAAAAUGGUUUUCUGAAAAUGUUCUUACACAAAUAAAUCAUGUGGAAUAUGAA
Molecule: messenger RNA, 2316 nt
Organism: Hemiscyllium ocellatum (epaulette shark)
Lineage: Eukaryota; Metazoa; Chordata; Chondrichthyes; Orectolobiformes; Hemiscylliidae
Product: polymeric immunoglobulin receptor-like
Exons: 8
Coding region: 36-1436 (466 amino acids)
Source: RefSeq, a predicted model, not a curated record